Molecule: messenger RNA, 937 nt
Organism: Syngnathoides biaculeatus (alligator pipefish)
Lineage: Eukaryota; Metazoa; Chordata; Actinopteri; Syngnathiformes; Syngnathidae
Product: Ferritin, lower subunit-like
Exons: 5
Coding region: 186-710 (174 amino acids)
Biological process (GO): intracellular iron ion homeostasis; iron ion transport
Cellular component (GO): cytoplasm
Molecular function (GO): ferric iron binding; ferrous iron binding
Source: RefSeq, a predicted model, not a curated record
AGAGUCGCUAACACUAAACUAAGCAGGGAGGCUGCCUAGUCGCUCCCAACCCCUUUUUUUUUUUAGUCUUUUCCUUUUCGUGUACCUUUUGACAAGAACCGGGCACCUCACGUGUUCUCCAUUUGUCACAGACCAAAAAAGACAACCAACGCGACGCCGAACGAAGACGUUUCCAGCAAACGAAAAUGCAGCCUGCGGUGAGGCAAAACCUCCACAGUGAGUGUGAAGGUGACAUCAACAAGCUCAUCAACCUCAAGCUCCAAGCCUCCUACACUUACCUUUCUCUGGGCAUGUAUUUUGACAGGGACGACGUCGCCCUUCCGAAAUUCUCCCAGUUUUUCCUGGGGCUCUCCGGGAAGGAACGAGAACACGCUGAGAAGCUGCUGGAGUACCAGAACACGAGAGGGGGCCGCAUUUUGCUGCAGACCAUUGCUAAACCAAGUAGGGAGGAUUGGAGAGGCGGACUGGAUGCAAUGUCUUUCUCCCUGGACUACCAAAAGGCCAUGAACACUUGCAUUCUGGAAGCACACCGCAAGGCUGGCACUCACACCGACCCCCACCUCUGUGACUUCCUUGAGCAACACUUCCUGGGCGACAGCCACGACACCAUCAAGAAGCUGGGCGACUUCGCGGGCAGCCUGAAACGCAUCACGGCGUCCGACGGCCACGCGUCCAUGGGGGAGUACCUCUUCGACAAGCACACCUUGUAAAGGCGGCGCUGGCAAAAAGCAACAAUCGAACCCUGUUUGGUCCAUUUGUAGCUGAACAAUAUUUGUUAUCGUUGAAGGAAAUGUUUUAGUGCAGGAGCCAAGUACCUACAAAUACCUCACACCUCUUUAGCAAACUAGCUACGGUGCUCAAAAGUAGUUUUCCUAUUUUCCUACUUUCCUAUUGGUCAGAAAUUGAUUGAAUAAACCACACUUAUGCCAGCGCCUCA